Stylonychia lemnae is the source of this 1014-nucleotide messenger RNA. The record is from the annotation of a GenBank genome assembly. Lineage: Eukaryota; Ciliophora; Spirotrichea; Sporadotrichida; Oxytrichidae.
AUGUAUAACUAGCGAGCAUCGUCUGGUUAGGAUUCAUAUAAAUCCUCAACAUUGACGAUAGGCUAGUCAUCAUCCUCAUAGUCUCAGCAGCAGCAAUAGCAAUAAGAAGUUCUCUGUAAUUUGAGCAAUUAGAACAAGAUUUCAGAUGAGAAUGCGCCGCAGUAUAUGAUCCCAAGCUCGAUCACUUCAAUGAGCAUGACAGAGUUGCAGAAGGAACUUGUAGAGACCAAGGACAAACUGAAAGUUAUUACUCAAAAGUUCGUGAAUGUACGCAAGGAAAGAGAUUAAUUCAAGCAAGAAAAUAAAGACUUAUAAGAAGAGGUGCUGCAACUGCAAUCAAGCAUCAGAUAAAUGGUUCCCUGUUUCUCCAAUACAUCCUCAGCAUUUCCAAUGCAAAACGAGAUGGCAAACAUCGUAUCAGAGUUCUACAAGUGUGAUUGCUAAGAUGUUUUCUUCGACCUAUUGUGCCCUGAACUAAAUUUAGAUGGAGUAAUAUAUUUCUUCCAAAACACGAUACCCGUAGUAAUUGAAGUCAUUGAAAAGCACUUUCAGCCAGUUGAGCAUGUCCUUAAAAAAGUGACUAAUAUGCAACAACUAGACGGUCCUAUUGUAAAUGUACUCAGGAAGACUUAUCAAUCAAAUUGGAGAACAAUUUAUUAGAGCUGUUUGCCCUAGACUGUGAAUGAGUAAAUUAUGUCAGCAGUUCAGAAGUCUCUAAGCAUCGGAGACGAAUAAAAACAUAUAAAUUAAGCGAUUACUGACUUUAUCAAGAAAAUUGGAGAGGUAGCCUUCUAAAUGCUAGUAAGUGAUCCACCUAUCGUGUUCGAUAUCAAGAGAAUUGGUGAAAAAGUGCAAUUUAAUUCUUUUAAGUACGAUUCUAUGGAUGGCUUUAUCAAGGGAAAUGAAGAGUGUUUAAUAAUACUUCCCUCUGUCCAUAAAUAUAACUAAGGAGGAGGACUUGGUGAGGUAGUCAUCAAAGCUAACGUCCUGCCUCUCAGCUAUGAAUUCCCUUGA